AUGUUCAUUUCUCUACCAUAUGCCGCCUCCAACUUCAUCUCACAACCACAGACCACGUGUAAUCACACCAUCCCAGGAUCUCCACAUCCGGCUUCUUCACCUGAGGGAUUGUCUGAGACCAGCCACCCGGACAACUGAUGAAACUGAGGAGUAUUUCUGUCUGUAAUAAAGCCUUUUUUGGGGGGAAAAACUCAUUCUGAUUGGCUGGGCCUGGCUCCCCAGUGGGUGGGCCUAUGCCCUCCCAGGCCUACCCACGGCUGCACCCCUGCCCGUUCAUGUGAAAUCCAUAGAUUAGGACCUAAUUAAUUUAUUUCAAUUGACUGAUUUCCUUAUAUGAACCUUAACUCAGUAAAAUUUUUUAAAUUGUUGCAUGAUGCAUAUAUUUGUUCAGUAUAUAGUUCAAACAAGUACUCAGCUUGCUAAUAGAACAUAUUUGGUUUGAAUAAAUGAAACAUUGCUGAAUUUUAAUGGUCUUAGGUGCCAUAAAGACAUUACAAAAAACGCAAUGGUAAAUAUUUAUAAUAAAGCAUCCUUUCAGUUUUAAAAAUGUUUAUUAGGAGGAAGGAUUUCAAAUAAUGGACGCAUUGCGAUUUGCUGAAAUAUUGAGUAAUACAUUUUAACGCACACACACACAUAUACACACACACACAUAUACACACACUCAAACAUGUCGAUAAUUUCAGGUAGUUGACCAAAUGAGUUCUACAAUAAACAAUACUUUUUUUUCUAUUAUGACCUUAAGACAAAAGGUCAGAUAACAUUGCUACUUCCCGUUCUCUCCUCUGUCCCCCAUCACCACCAAUCCUAUCCAUUCCUUUCCACCUGAAGGAAGACAAACAGAGCAGGAGAAAAGCACCUGCGAGUCCUCAAGCAACUAGCCUUCUGCAUUAAAUGACACAUUUUAUUGGCCAAACAGAGAUGCUAGUGACUAAGUCAAACAAAAAGACCAAACCUUUGGAACUUCCACUGAGCCUGCCCUGAGGACACUGAACCUUAUGCAACACACACCCCUCUCUCUCAUUCAUCUCAUAAACCUUUGUUAUGUGUUGCAACUGGGAACAUAAAGAAGGAGAAGAAAAUGGCAGAGGAUAAUCUAUUUCUUAUUCUUUAACCUUGAGGAAAUAUUCUUGAUGCACUUUUCUUUUCCACUGGGAGGUUAACCCACUAUUUACUAGCCUACCUACUAAUCUACUGCCGUGCUGUGCUGAGAUGUCAUUUUCCUUAGGCCUAUGCAGGUGGUAUUGAGGUUGCCCCUUCGCACAGCUCUAGGAUCAGCUUAUACCAAGGUUCCCCAACUAGUGGCCAGCUGGACAAAUUUGGCCCACAGGUGGUUUUAUUUGGCCCCCAUGUUUUCUGAGCAAAAAAUAAAUAUUCAUUGUCGGACAUAUUUGUUUAUACAAACACCAGAAAAUCAUCUCCAAGUUAUUUUAAUUUGGGAAAUCUGUUACUAAGUAUUUCCACGCACAAUUGAGAGACGUGGUCUUAUACAAACGUCAGCAAGGUUUGAAAUGAUGUUUGGGCUUGGUUAAUUUGCAGUCUACAAAUUAGUUGUAAUUAUUUUCCAGCCCCCGACCAUCCGCUCAAUUUGAAGCCUUUGUGUAAAAACACAAAACUGACCUUAGAUCAGUGUCUGAGGGCGAGAUCCUACUAGAGCCAGUCAGCCUGAGGAGACAGGUUUUUUUCUCUUCCCACCUGUUAUGUGAGGGCGGGAUGUGGUACUUCCUCUUUAGUUCACUUUAACGUCGUGCGGACAGAAGGAAUCCACAAACAAACGCGCCGUCGGCAUUCAACACUCUUCAGACAUCGCAUAUAGGUUGAUGCUGGAUCCUUUUGUGGAAGUUAACAUGAGUUUUAAGCCACAUUGUUUGAAACGGAUAUUUUUAUUGGCCUGUGCCGGGCACUGUAUGUCUCAGGAAACUGAGCAGAUCGAUGCUGAUGUUAUCAACCGAGGCUUCACGGGGACCGAGUCACCGGAAGGAGUGUGGGUCUCCCAGACGGCCCACAUGGUCCUGGACAGUCGUCUGACCACGGUGUUCCUCCCCAUCGUCUACAUCGUGGUGUUUGCUGUGGGGCUCCCCACCAACGCCAUGGCCAUCUGGGUCUUCCUGUUCAGGACCAAGAAGAAGCACCCUGCCGCCAUCUACAUGGCCAACCUGGCUCUGUCCGACCUGCUCUUUGUCAUCUGGACUCCCCUGAAGAUCGCCUACCACUUCAACGGUAACGACUGGAUCUAUGGAGAGGGGUUGUGUAAAGUCCUGGUGGGCUUCUUCUAUGGGAACAUGUACUGCUCCAUCCUCUUCAUCACCUGUCUGAGUGUCCAGCGCUACUGGGCCAUCGUCAAACCACUCUCCCAGAAUAGGAGAAAUAACGAGGUAGCCAUCGGCGUCUCUGUCGCAGUCUGGGUGGGGGUCUGGCUGAUGACCACCCCUCUCUACCUCUAUGACCAGACGGUCACAGUGACCAACCUCAACAUCAUCACAUGCCACGACGUCACCCGACCCAGCCAGAAUAGCAUGGCCGCAGGCUACUUCCUGACCAUGGGAAUCCUGGGAUUUGUAGUUCCCACCGUGGUGUGCGUGGUGGCCUACAUUCUGAUGCUCAAGUCCCUGAGGAACUCCAUGACAGAUGCCAGCAUCACUAAGACUCGGCGCAAGGCGGUGGUGCUAAUCAUCACCGUGUUGGUCAUGUUCCUGGUCUGUUUCACCCCCAGUAACAUCAUGCUGCUGGUGCACUACUCCCUCCUGCUGGCCGGAGGCGUGAACAACGGCUACGGCUUCUACAUCUCUACCCUGUGUCUGGCCGCCCUCAACAGCUGCCUGGAUCCGUUCAUCUACUACUUCAUCUCAGAGGAGUUCAGGCAGCAUGUGAAAAACACACUGAGAUGCCGCAGCGAGAGGACGGUGGAGAGAAUGAGGGUCUCGUUCAACGCUCUGAAGUACUCCAAAAAGAGUAGCACCUACACUUCAGACUCUGGGAAAACACAGAGCAGCUCCUGUUAAGGAGGGGGUUGUCAUGUGGAGAUAGUUGGCUGUACUGAUGUUUUUCAAAGAACUGGAUGGGUGAAAGGGAAUACCGGGUUGGUGUCGAUUUACCAUGUUCCUUUCACCUGACAUCUGUUGUCAUCAGUAUCAAUGGAGACGAAGCCAUUUUAAAUGGAGAUGCAACCCCAGACUACUUCAUAUAUUAUGUGCUUAUUACAUUGCCUUCUCUCUCCUCAUAUUUUUUUUUUUUUGGUUUUGUGCAGAUUUUGUUGGUUUUAUGUAGAGGACAAAAUUGCUAAGUGUGAAGUGGCAUUGUUUUUAUUCUGUGUUUCUGAUCCAUUCCCCACAUUUAAAUAGUCUGAUGUCCAUUAAGUUUGUUCCAGCACAGCAGCUCUUUAAAACUGUAAACUUGGUUCUCAGUGCCAUAUAGCACUGACCCUUCACUUCUGGUAAUGUGCACUGUUCUUUAUUAAAUGAGCCAUACUUGACCUAAAUCAUGAAUCGAUGAUCUUUGUAGCACCUAUGCGUCCUUGUAAAUGCACAUCGGAUUGACUCAGGUGACAUGUAUAAAUUGUUUUAUUUAUUGUUCUUUAAAAAAUAUAUGUAGUGUAUACAUUUUCUUUUUCUGCAUAUUGCGAUGAAAUAUGUCAUGUCUUUAUUUUUUAUUAAAAAAUUAAAUUCUA
Oncorhynchus nerka (sockeye salmon) is the source of this 3664-nucleotide messenger RNA. RefSeq names its product proteinase-activated receptor 2-like. Gene Ontology annotation, biological process: blood coagulation; positive regulation of Rho protein signal transduction; phospholipase C-activating G protein-coupled receptor signaling pathway. The record is from RefSeq and is a predicted model, not a curated record. NCBI's taxonomy places the organism in Eukaryota, Metazoa, Chordata, Actinopteri, Salmoniformes, Salmonidae. The transcript has 2 exons. Gene Ontology annotation, molecular function: thrombin-activated receptor activity. Gene Ontology annotation, cellular component: plasma membrane. The coding region runs from base 1818 to 2999 and encodes 393 amino acids.